Messenger RNA from Schistosoma rodhaini, 1169 nucleotides. NCBI's taxonomy places the organism in Eukaryota, Metazoa, Platyhelminthes, Trematoda, Strigeidida, Schistosomatidae. The record is from the annotation of a GenBank genome assembly.
UAAGAACAUGUCAAUUUCAGUCGCAGAAGUAAAAUCAAUGCUUCAGUUUAAUGAAGAUGUGUUCAUUAAAUCUCAUUUAAUGCUCAUCAGAGCAUUGAAGGAACACACGCUCAAACAAUCAAAUCCGGGAUCUCACUCAAAAAUUAUAGAUAUUUAACGAGAUAACUGAUAUAUUUCCUGAUGUAAUAAGGAAAAGUUUUGUGAUUGAGGAAGAGGUCAGCGAAUUCUUUAAUGAUGUUUACCUUAGGAAAAGUUCAAAUGUUCUUUUAUUAGAUUCCUCUCAUUCUAAUUAUCUGGUCACUUCAAGUGAAGUUCAUAAUCAUUGUGAGAUCUAAUUAUAGUUCUGGUGGACCCAUAGCAAAUGUUAUUUAUCCUAACAAUCCAUUCACCUCUAAUCAGUGUGGGAGAAAUGUUUCAAAUGAGUCACAUUCUGAUCACAUUUCAGAUGUCGUUGUAGCAGAUGUUGGGUUCUAUCACACCUCAUAUGUCACAUGAAAUCCCUCAUCAAUGCUGUGAUAAAUCAAUUGACAUAAGUGUUUGCGAAGCAGUCGCGAAACCAGAAUUUCCAGGAAUGACAAAAGGAUUCUUCAACCUCUGUGUAUACCCUCACACCUCAAUAGGCACAUAUAAUGAAGGUGCUAGUAGUGAUAAAACAGUUCAGAUCAUUAAAGUCACAUUAUUUGUAACAUGGCUGCAUGCAGAUCCAACAUUGUUUCAUGGUGGAGGGAGAAUCAUAUGUGCAUUGAAAGAAGGAACAAAGCAUAGAAGUCAGAAGGUUAAUUAGAUUUUUUCCCAAAUGAAACUGAAAAAAACCAAUUGAAACUGGAACAUGACUAUGUGAUCUCAGUGAGUACGCAAAAAAAGAACAACAAACUUUCGAAUAGACUCUCUGCGGGAAACUUAUUCUUACGUAUUCUGUUAAAAGAAAGGGAGGUGACGACGUGAUGAAAAGUCAAAAUAACAUUCUUUUGCUGAUUGUGAUUUCGUGUUGAACAUUACUUGCGUUUUAAUUCAAUAUGACGAUUACUCAGUGUAGUUUUUGUUUCGUUUUCCAGUAUGAUGUUUUUUUCUGUAGAACAUACGAUAUUAUUGUGUUAAAUUAACAUGAACUAUACUCGGCAUGGCAUGUAGCAUGUGAUUUGUUAUAACUCUAAGUACUUUUCAUAUAU